CCCUAAGCCCGGCCCGAUAACUUCGUAAAACCUAAUCGAACUCUUCUUCUUUCCAGCCGCCUCCUCCUCACUGUUCUAUCGUCUUCUCUUCUUAUCUCGACUCAUUGUUGUUUUUUCGGUACUUGCUUUGCUCUCUCAUCACAGUAUCAGUGCGAGAGAGACCUCGACCUUCUUUGUUUGCCGCCGUCUCUUCCUCUAGUCGUCAGCUCAACUUCGCAACCAUGAUCAUCCCAGAGAAGAACAGGAGGGAAAUCUCCAAAUACCUAUUCCAAGAGGGAGUGUGCUAUGCAAAGAAGGACUAUAACUUGGCAAAGCACCCAGAAAUCGAUGUGCCAAAUCUGCAGGUGAUUAAGCUGAUGCAGAGCUUCAAAUCCAAGGAGUAUGUGAGAGAAACUUUCGCUUGGAUGCACUACUACUGGUACCUGACCAAUGAUGGUAUUGAGUUUUUGAGGAACUACCUCAACCUUCCAUCUGAGAUUGUCCCUGCAACUUUGAAGAAACAGGCCAAGCCUCCUGGUCGCCCCUUGGGCCCAUCUGGUGACCGCCCACGUGGCCCACCUCGUUUUGAUGGAGGAGAACGCAGAUUUGGUGACAGGGAUGGGUACCGUUCAGGUCCUCGUGCACCAGGGGGUGAUUUUGGUGACAAGGGUGGAGCACCUGCUGACUACAGACCUUCUUUCGGGGGUAGUAGGCCUGGCUUUGGUCGUGGUGCCGGUGGAUCUGGUGGAGCGGGUGGUUUUGGUGCUGGCCCAGCUAGCUCUGAUCUCUCCUAAGGAAAUGGUUUACUUAGACACCGUUUGGUUUCCUGAGUUUUCAUUUAAGAACGGAUGACAUUCUGUAUUAGGAGACAAUAGCAGUUUUGUUUGACUUGCAACAGUCUUGGGAUUGUAUUAGAUGUUUGUUUUUAUUCUAUAUGGUCUUUGAAUUGCACUUUGCAAAAUUUA
This is a messenger RNA of Prunus dulcis (almond), 944 nucleotides long. RefSeq names its product 40S ribosomal protein S10-1-like. NCBI's taxonomy places the organism in Eukaryota, Viridiplantae, Streptophyta, Magnoliopsida, Rosales, Rosaceae. The coding region runs from base 222 to 773 and encodes 183 amino acids. Gene Ontology annotation, molecular function: RNA binding; structural constituent of ribosome. The record is from RefSeq and is a predicted model, not a curated record. Gene Ontology annotation, cellular component: cytosolic small ribosomal subunit. The transcript has 6 exons.